Molecule: messenger RNA, 368 nt
Organism: Micropterus dolomieu (smallmouth bass)
Lineage: Eukaryota; Metazoa; Chordata; Actinopteri; Centrarchiformes; Centrarchidae
Product: liver-expressed antimicrobial peptide 2
Exons: 3
Coding region: 80-319 (79 amino acids)
Biological process (GO): antimicrobial humoral immune response mediated by antimicrobial peptide; defense response to bacterium
Source: RefSeq, a predicted model, not a curated record
CCCAAUUAAAGCCUUUAAUACAGGUGGCACGAGAUAACGCACAGAACAGCUUCUCUCUUGGUCUGGAUCUGCAAACAGAAUGAGGACUCUUCAGGAAAAAAUCAUUGUGCUUUCCAUUUUUCUGUCUCUGAUCUGCACCAUUCAGGUUGAUUCACUGCCUGUACCUGAAGACUGGAAAGGUUUGCUCCAGCGGACCAAACGGUCACUUCUGUGGCGCUGGAACAGCAUGAAGCCUGUGGGUGCCGGCUGCAGGGAUGACUUAGAGUGUGGCACAAAAUACUGCAGGAGAAAUAUCUGUUCCUUCUGGAAAUCCGUCUGACAAAGGGAUACACAAACGUAACUCCCUCAGGGUGACUCUCUACACAACA